AUGACGACUCCCAUCCCCGGGCCCCCAGGCGUCCCUCUCCUUGGUAAUAUAUUCGACAUCAACCCGAAAGACACAUGGGGUUCAUUAAAAUCUCUCGCGGACAAAUACGGAGAAAUUUACAAGGUAAAUGCCCUCGGCCACCAAAUUGUUUUCAUUGGUAGCGCCGCUCUUCUCGAAGAAAUAUGUGACGAAACACGAUUCCGCAAAUGCGUCACGGGCCCCGUCGUUGAGAUCCGUCGAGCAGUGCAUGACUCCCUAUUCACCGCCUAUCAUCACGAAAAGAGCUGGGACGUAGCACACCGGAUCAUGGCUCCUCUAGUAAGCCCGUCCGCUGCGGAAGCUAUGUUUACCCAAAUGGUUGAAUGCGCCGCGACUCUCGUUUCGAGAUGGACCUCAGAUCCAGGCCAACGAAUCGAUGUGACAAGUGACUUGCAACGUUCAGACCUUCAAUCGGUACUAGCCUGCUAUUUCAAUCAGGCUGCCAAUUAUUUCGGAGGUCCAGAACCAUCCAUGAUUGCGGCAAUGCAAAAUUCUACCCUCGAGGCUAUGAAACGGCCUAACAGGCCCAAACUUCUCACACGUCUUUUGUAUCAACGCAAAUUCGAUAAGGAUAUCAAAACCAUGCGCUCCUUUGCAGCGGAAAUCAUCGCAAACCGCAAGUCUGAAUCGGCUCCGAAAAGCGAUAUGCUCCAUGCGCUCCUAAACAACCCAGACCCAGAAACGGGCGAGGUGUUAGGGGAAGAAAGAGUGAUCGAUGAAAUCAUCACAAUUUUCAUAGGUUCCGCUACAGCUCCCUGUCUGGUCUCUUUCGCUGUGUACUACCUGCUCCAAAACCCCGAGGAAAUAGUCAAAGCCCGGGACGAGAUCGAUUCUAUUCUCGGGGCAAACGGCGAAAUUACCUCGUCCAAUUUAUCCAGCUUUGCAUACUGCGAAGCAAUCCUUCGGGAGGCAUUUCGUUUAUCUGCCGUAGCCCCAGCUUUCAAUAUCGAACCCAUUCCGUCCGAUGAACCAGACGAAGUCCAACUUGCUGGAGGCAAGUAUCAGAUCUCACGAAAACAACCUAUGAUCGCCGUUCUAUCAGCUGUGAAUCGUGAUCCUGCUGUGUUUGACGAACCAGAAGCUUUCAAACCAGAGCGAAUGCUCGGAGAAGCCUACGACAAGCUUCCAUCCGGAGUGAAAAAGGGAUUCGGCAACGGGAAGCGUCGAUGCUUUGGGAAGGUUCCUGCGUGGCAGUGGUGUCUAAUUACGUUGAUUAGCAUUCUGCGCAAGGUUGAUUUGACGCUUGCGAACAAGGAUUACAAAUUGGCUUCAAAUGGAGCGUUCUGUGUACGCCCUCUUGAGUUCUUUGCCUUGGCUGGGCCUAGGGAGCGCUAG
Messenger RNA from Histoplasma mississippiense, 1374 nucleotides. RefSeq lists its product as hypothetical. NCBI's taxonomy places the organism in Eukaryota, Fungi, Ascomycota, Eurotiomycetes, Onygenales, Ajellomycetaceae. The record is from RefSeq and is a predicted model, not a curated record. The coding region runs from base 1 to 1374 and encodes 457 amino acids. The transcript has 2 exons. Gene Ontology annotation, molecular function: monooxygenase activity; heme binding; oxidoreductase activity, acting on paired donors, with incorporation or reduction of molecular oxygen.